Solea senegalensis (Senegalese sole) is the source of this 2887-nucleotide messenger RNA. RefSeq names its product adenosine receptor A1-like. The transcript has 3 exons. The coding region runs from base 349 to 1368 and encodes 339 amino acids. Gene Ontology annotation, biological process: G protein-coupled adenosine receptor signaling pathway. Gene Ontology annotation, molecular function: G protein-coupled adenosine receptor activity. Gene Ontology annotation, cellular component: synapse; membrane; dendrite. Lineage: Eukaryota; Metazoa; Chordata; Actinopteri; Pleuronectiformes; Soleidae. The record is from RefSeq and is a predicted model, not a curated record.
UUAUGGAGCUGUGACUCAUCCAGUUCCUGCUCCGUCCAGUCAGAGCGCGACUUUAUUCUCGGAAUCAUCACCUCCUGCGCGUGUGGAGACCAACUUCUGCGUCCGGAGCGCGGAUCGCCGUCCCGGGACCCGAUCCUGGAAUAACCCAGAGCCACAGACGGAACCUUUUUACCUCAGUGGGACAUGAAACAUGCGAAGCCUCAGUCAGAGAGUCUCAGCCGGCACCAAACUCAGACACGCGCCAACUCCCUUGGCGCGUUUCGGUUGUUCCUCCACUGAGCGCACACUCAUCCAGCAGAAACAGCAGAAACAGCAGCAGCAGCAACAGCAGCAGCAGCAGCCGUGACCAUGACUUCAGCUCUGCCCGCCUCUAAAGCCAUCUACAUCGGGAUGGAGGUGGUGAUCGCGGUGUCCUCGGUCAUCGGCAACGUGAUGGUGGUGUACGCCGUGCGCAUUAACAGAUCUCUGAGAGACACCACCUUUUAUUUCAUCGUCUCCCUGGCCUUGGCUGACAUUGCAGUGGGUGCUCUGGUCAUCCCGCUCGCCAUCACCAUCAGCAUCGGACUGAAGACGCACUUCUACAGUUGCCUGCUGGUCGCCUGCACUGUGCUCGUCCUCACGCAAAGUUCCAUCCUGGCGCUGCUGGCCAUCGCCAUCGACCGCUACCUGAGAGUUAAAAUACCCAUGAGCUACAAGCAGGUCGUGACCCCUCGACGAGCAGGCACGGCCGUGUUGUUGUGUUGGCUGGUUUCCAUCAUAGUGGGCCUCACGCCAAUGCUCGGCUGGAACAACCUGAAUCGUCUCCGUGACAACGGCUCCCUGAUCACCGAUGACCUUGUGGUGAUCUGUGAGUUUGAGACCGUCAUCAGCAUGGACUAUAUGGUCUACUUCAACUUCUUUGGCUGGGUGCUGCCCCCUCUGUUGCUCAUGCUGGCCAUCUAUGUGGAGAUUUUCUACAUCAUACACAAGCAGCUCAACAAGAAGGUGACAGCGAGCCACACAGACCCGAGGCGUUACUUUGGCAAGGAGCUGAAACUGGCCAAGUCGCUGGCGCUUGUUCUUCUCCUCUUCGCGGUCAGCUGGCUUCCUCUACACAUCCUCAACUGCAUCACUCUCUUCUGCCCGGCCUGCGACAAGCCAAUGUUCCUCAUAUACAUCGCCAUCAUCCUCAGCCACGGCAACUCCACCGUCAAUCCCAUCAUUUACACGUUCCGCAUCAAGAAAUUCCGCACGGCGUUCCGCAAAAUCUGGAAACAGUACGUCCUUUGUCAGGAUCAAGUGGGUCGGCUCCCUCAAAGGGGGAGCCGGAGAGGACAGAGUCACGAGAGUCGGCUGAAGCAGAUUUAUGACGAUGACGACGAUGUGUGAGCUUUGCCAACUAAUUGCUGUGUCGCUGCAAAGUUUCACUCCAGUGGCUGCAGAAUGGAAAGGACACUUGAGGGGUCGUAAUUGCCCUAAUGGCAGCGAAGGAUGUCAGAGGGAUUACAUGGACGACAGGACUUCAUCGCGGACUGAAUGAUUUUCCUCCUUCCAACACGCUUCAAGAGGACAAAUCAGCGACGGUGACGAGCUGUGCGAUCCUCAAUCAGACUUUGAUUUAGACUGAUUGUUUUACCGCUGGAUGAAAAAAAACAAAGCGAUUGUUUCAUACGGGACAAGGGGCUUCUUUUCAGUUUCAACAUAAAUCUGUUGAACUUGAACCAGUAAGUAUACUGUAUAUUGUAUCUGUAGCACAUUAUGAUACAAUGAUGAUAUAUCCUUACAAUCUUAUCUGUACUUAAACUCAUGCCUUUUUUCAAAUAGUUAAAGUUGUAGUGCAUAACUUUGAGAUAAAAACAAAUGUCUGUGAAAUGCGGACCACAGUGAUUAUUAAGCCUUUCAGCUUCCACAUGAAUCUCUCUCCGUGUUUCUUGGUAUAUCUGUGUUUAGAUCCCUCACUGCACACAGGAAGUGAUUCGGUUUUUAUGUCAAGACAGACGUUGGAGUAUGAAAACAUCAAGUGGCCAUGUAAAGUGGAUUCUACUGCUCAAAAAAACCCUUGCUCAUUCGUCUGAUAGUUUUGCCUGACAGCGCGUGUUUUUAGAUCAUAGAAAGGAUUGUCUCGUCAUCGUUUAUAUUCAGGAACACUGUAUUAAAAGGCAUGUCAUCAUGUAAACAACAGCGACAGAAACAAUGACCAAACGUUACGCACUGUAGCUUUAACCGCUGCAUUCAAAUCUACUAUUUUCUGUGGCCUUAUGACAACGAGAAACUAAAGAAGAAGAAGUAAAAAUGAGCACUGUGCAAGACGUAAGCAGGAAUCUGGUAAACCAGAGAUGUCAGAUGGACACUGCAAGGACCAGGGCACAGGAUGAAGAAAGACAUAAAAAAAAAAAAAAGAGUUGGUGUAAAUAACAAGAAACCUCUGGUUUACCAACUAUGUUUCAGACUCAUUGCUUUUACACACGUGGCCUGUGGUGCAUUUGCACAUGUGAAAGCAUCUGACCAACAGUCUAACAGACUAAUACUAGCUCAUAGUCGUCGCUAAACAUGAGUUCAUAUAACUUAUACUAUCUUGAUUGUAGACUUUGUAUCAUAAAAUGAGUCCAUGGUCGAACAAAUUCUACCCUAUGGUUGUCAUUAACGACCGUAGAGGACGAGUGUAAAGUCCUGCUGAAAACUGCUGUAGCUCCAACAGAAGACUGUGACUAAGGAUGAUGGAGGAUCUCCAUCCACAUUUCAUUCACUUCAUUUCAUCCUGUAAUGUACAACAGAGGCAUAAACAGUAUCCACCGGCCUGUUCCGUCACUCUCUGUUUUUCAACUGUUAGUGUAGACCAAUAAUACAUCAGCUGUAUAUAAAAUACACUUAAUAAAGUUUUUGGGUGAAAAAGCACCAUGGACGCAAA